AUGGAGCCGGCCCGGGAGGCCCCCGCGCGGACCCGGCCGCCGCCGCCCGCCGCCGCCCGCCCCGCGCCCGCCGCGCCCAGGCCGCGCUCGCCCGCGGAGGCGGAGGCGGGGGCGGAGGCGGAGGCCCGCGGCCCCGAGGCGCUGCUGCGGCGGUCGGGGUCGGGCUACGAGGGCAGCACCAGCUGGAAGGCGGCGCUGGAGGACACCACCACACGUCUCCUGCUGGGGGCCAUCGCGGUCCUUCUGUUCGCCAUCCUGGUGGUGAUGAGCAUCCUGGCUUCCAAGGGCUGUAUCAAGUGCGAAGCGCCCUGCCCGGAGGACUGGCUGCUCUACGGAAGGAAAUGCUACUUCUUUUCUGAGGAGCCAAGAGACUGGAACACAGGCAGGCAGUACUGCCAUACUCAUGAGGCCGCGCUGGCUGUGAUUCAGAGCCAGAAGGAGCUGGAGUUUAUGUUCAAGUUCACACGGAGGGAGCCCUGGAUUGGUCUGCGCAGAGUCGGGGAUGAAUUCCACUGGGUCAACGGGGACCCGUUCGACCCGGACACGUUCCCCAUCUCAGGCCUGGGAGAGUGUGUCUUCGUGGAGCCCACCAGGUUGGUGUCAACGGAGUGUCUGAUGACCCGGCCCUGGGUGUGCAGCAAGAUGGCCUACACAUGACGUGGGUCAGGCCAGCAGUGGCCCUCCAGUCAGGCUCUGAGACCUGCCUGCCCUAGGUUCCUCUCCCAGGCAAAGCAGUGAGGGGGGGUGGGCCUCUGCCUCGGCCUCUGCUCCAGGCCACACAGCCCUGGUUCCUGGUCUCCUCGGCCCCAGGCAGGUCCUGUGGCUUAGCAGUCAAAUCCCACAUGCUCAGUAGUGUAGGCAUCUCCCAAACACACACACGCACGCAUGCACAGGCAUGCACACAGUCUCUUCUGGAGUUCAGAGUCCAGCCUUAGUCACCCCAAGUCCCUUCCUGGUCCCACGCUGGAAUAUUUCUUCCCCAUGUAUCCCUGGUGCUUGGAGGAAGGAUGGGCACUGACACAGAUUGCAUUACUGUCUGCACAAUCAUUUCUCUCCUGGGUGCUGGGGAGGCAGGGAGGGUGGACUGCCCCACAUGGGGCCCCCUACAGCCACCCUCUUGGCCUUGCCCAGGGUUCCCAGGCAGGCCCCUGCUGUGUCUGUGGUGCUGUCGUGUUGGUCACUGAUGGAAUAAAGAGAUGACUGGC
Messenger RNA from Nyctereutes procyonoides (raccoon dog), 1205 nucleotides. It is a transcript of the gene CLEC2L, whose product is annotated as C-type lectin domain family 2 member L. The record is from RefSeq and is a predicted model, not a curated record. Bases 1 to 657 code for a protein of 218 amino acids. The transcript has 5 exons. Lineage: Eukaryota; Metazoa; Chordata; Mammalia; Carnivora; Canidae.